Messenger RNA from Calidris pugnax (ruff), 3430 nucleotides. RefSeq names its product inner centromere protein (gene INCENP). The record is from RefSeq and is a predicted model, not a curated record. Gene Ontology annotation, molecular function: protein serine/threonine kinase activator activity. The transcript has 18 exons. Gene Ontology annotation, biological process: meiotic spindle midzone assembly; mitotic cytokinesis; positive regulation of protein serine/threonine kinase activity. Lineage: Eukaryota; Metazoa; Chordata; Aves; Charadriiformes; Scolopacidae. The coding region runs from base 16 to 2631 and encodes 871 amino acids. Gene Ontology annotation, cellular component: meiotic spindle midzone; nucleus; midbody.
GGUACUGUGGCGGCGAUGAUGGCGGAGGGCCCGGCGCGGCUGCCCGCGCUGUGCAGGAAGCGGCUGGCGGAGUUUCUGCAGCGAGUGGACGACACCGACCUGCUAUGGCUGCGGGAGAUCGGCGAGGAGGCGGCCAGGAUGUUCGGCAGCCAGUACAGCGACGAGCCGGAGCUGAUGCCCAAGACGCCGUCGCAGAAGAACCGGCAGCGGAGGAAGCGUUUUUCCGCCCUGCAGGAGGAGAGCCAGGCGCUGGGCAGGAAGAGAUUAUCUAGAAGGAGGAAUAGCAGUUUCAAACUGGUUCCCUCCCCGCGAUACUCUCAGCGACUCCGAAAUAAAGAAAAGCUGGAAGCAAUCAGGGCUGAGAUCAAACAAGUCUCUCCAUCUCAGCGUGUGACACGAUCCCAGGCUGCAGCAUUUCAUAAAAUUUCAGAGACUCUCCCUGAGACCCUUCCUGCCCAGCAAGUGGAAGGGAAGGUUCCCUCAGCAGAUGCUGGUCUCAGCGACCGCGUUAGCGCUGAGUUGCACCUCCAGAAGAGCACACCUAAACCAGCAGAGAAGAUCUCCACCGCCAUCCUCCUGAGCUCAGAUGAUGACUCUCCCGAGGAAAGCAGGGUUGCCAAAUCGCCACCAGGACCUGCAGCCUCUGAGCUGUUGGUCCCUCAUAGCCCUGAGGCAAACGAUGCAGGAGAAAGCGAGGCUGCAGCUCAGCUGCCAGCAGCAAAUGCUACAUUCAUUUUAAGUGAAGAAGAGUCUAGGCUGGAGGAGGGAGGUGACUCUGCUCAGGUACAGGAGGGCUCUGAGAAGGAGCCUUCCCAGCACAUGAGGGAUGACUCAGGGACUCCGAGAGGCUCCAGGCUGAGCCGUCGCUCGGUGCGCAGAAGUCUGAUGGGUAGAACUUCCAUGACUCGCAGAACCUCCUUGGCAGAGAAAUACUCACUAGCCAGCAAGAGGGAAAGUAUGAUCCGGAAAUCUAUUGCCAGGACAGCCAAGAAGAAAGCAGCUUGGAAGUCAUCUGUGUCCUCUAGUUGCAUGGACGUCUCCAGCUCUGGAGAGGUGCCAGAGGAUGAAGAAACAGUUGUCAAAGCUGGGCCUUCUCCUGGACCUUGUACCCCCUCCAAACUGAACCCCCAAACUCCACCAAUGUCACUUCGCUCUCAGACCAUCGGCAGAAAUGAGAAGAACAAUGAGCAGUGUCAUCUUCCAGAAAGCAACUUAAAUAAGAAUGGGGAGACCCAGGAACCACCCCAGAGUGCCAGGAGGCAGCCAAGUUACAAAAGAGCCGUGGAUGAAUGCUAUGACAAUCAGCAAGCAGAAGAAGGAGGCCUUUCUCCUCCAAAAAAAAAGAUCCCAUCCCCUGCCUUUCCAGCCAGCAAGGUUGUACGUCCUUUCAAAACGUUUUUGCACACUGUGCAGAAGAACCAGCUCCUCAUGACGCCAAGCUCUGUAGGGAGAAAUGGAGUAAUAAAAUCCUUUAUCAAGUACAACACUCCUCUCCGGUCUGAUUCCAAGGAAAAGGAGAGACAGAAGCUGGAGACUCUGAGGAAAAAGCAAGAAGCCGAGGAGCUGAGAAAGCAAAAACUGGAGGAAGAAAAGAAGCGACGGUUGGAAGAGGCAAAGCUGAAGCGUGAGGAGCGGCUGCGCAAGGUGCUGCAGGCUCGGGAGCGGGCAGAGCAGAUCGAGGAGGAGAGGAAAAGGCGCAUUGAGCAGAAAAUAGCUCUGUUUGACGAGAAGACUGAGAAGGUGCGGGAAGAAAGGCUGGCAGAGGAGAAGAUCAAAAAGAAAGCAGCUGCCAAGAAAAUGGAAGAGGCAGAGGCACGGCGCAGGCAGGAGGAAGAGGCCAGAAAACAGAGAGCACUGCAGCAGGAGGAGGAGGAACGUCGGCACAAAGAGUUAAUGCAGAAGAGGAAGGAAGAGGAGCAGGAACGUGCCAGGAAAAUCGCUGAGCAGAGACGGGCAGAACAGGAGAGAGAGAAGAAGCUGGCUGCAGAGAGAGAGCUGGAGAGGAAGAAGGAACAGGAGAGGAUCCAGGCAGAAAAGCUGCGAGAGCGACAGGAGAAGGCUGCCCAGCUGCAGAAGGAAGCUAAAGAGCAGCUCCACGGGGAGACGGAGAAGACAGAGCAGGAAGAGCAGGGGCUGGCAGAGAGGAAGAGGCAGGAGCAGGAAGAGAAGGAAGGAGGAGUGAAGGAGGAGGUCCUUUUGCCAGAGGUGCAAAAGGCUAAAGACAGAUCCCGGACUCAGCUGCUAGAGAAAAAAGAGAGCUCACCUGUCUGCAGCUCCUACCAGAUGACUCCACACGCCCAGAGAAAGCCAAAGCCCCCCGUAAUAAAUCCAAACAACUAUGGGUUGGACCUGAACAGCGAUGACUCCACGGAUGACGAAAGCCAGCCUCGCAAGCCGGUCCCUGCCUGGGCCACUGGGAAUCAGCUUAGCCAAGCUGUAAUCCACCAGUACUACAACCCUCCCAACAUCGACGCGAUCUUUGGGGUGAUCUUGAGCCCCAAGCUGGAGGACAUCUUCUACAAGAGCAAGCCCCGCUACGUCAAGCGCACCAGCUCUGCCGUCUGGAGCUCCCCGCCCUUCCCCAGUGCCAAAUCCACGCUCGGGCUGCCCUACAGCAUCAAAAAGUACUGAGGGGCAGCGGCUGCCUCCGGGGGAGCAGCUUCUACCUCUUGAGGGAUGGUUCUGAUGCUCAACAACCCUUUUGGUGAAAAAAUGCUACCUGAUACCUUGGGUAUAAUCCAAUCGUGCACUAGGGCUGUUCUCCAGAAGAAGACACUACUAGGUGUGGUCUUCAUCCUCUUCACCCUCCUGCAGAUUGCCACAGGCUUUCCUUGGUUUCCCUUUUCAGCAGUGCCAGGCACAGUUCUGUGCUGAAGCCAGACGGAUACUGGUGUUGCUACAGCUCGGGCUGAAACAUCCUGAGGAUUUUAUUUUAAGCAGUUAUACUGGUUUCUGUGCGUCACAGAAGUCUGAAUUCUGCACAAUGGCAACCUCUGUGCCUCUCCCCUCAGAUCCAGCUGUUUCUCACUGGUGGAUUUGUUUUAAGCACGGGCGAGCAAAGCACUGAAAAACACCAUUUCUGUGUAUUUACAGGUGAAUCCUUUAAAAAGCCACUGUAUGGAGAUUAUCCUGUGUGUAAGGAGACUGCCCUUCCUGGUGCGUUUGGUUAAUGAGCUAUUUGCCAGCAAAUGUCAUUCCAAUGAUGUGGGGGGUUUUAUAUUUAAGUAUCUCAGCUGUAGGUGCGGCGCUAUUGGUGUGUGUUUUUGUCUGCGAGAUGAUUGUGCUUUGAUAGAUGCUCUGUAGAUUGUUUUGUAUCUCUGAACAUAAACCUUUUGUAAGAAAGUUUGCUGAAAUGGCAGUAAUUUUCAAGCUGAAUGCAUUUGAAUGUCCGACAGUUUGAUAAAAGUGAGUUAAAUCAUCUCCUACCAGA